AUGUGUUGGGCGCAUAUGAUUCGAAAAUGCCGUGAGCAUCGUGCAAUGGUACCAAGAGAAAAAUGGUCAAUAGUUGAACGUGAUAUUUUGACUAUCCAGUUAUCGUUUGGUGACCAUGUUUUUGAUAAAGUGACAACAUUAUUGUUGGCAAAAUGGAGAACUGAUUCGGAUUUCGCUGCAUUUUCAGACUAUUUUGAAAAACAAUGGUUGAAUGAUUUAAAGUUUUGGUAUGAGGGUACUGCUCUUGGAGUUCCAUCCACAAACAAUGGCUUGGAGUCAUCAUGGUUGUAUGCUGGAAGAUUGAUCACCAUACCUAUGAUGUGCUCAUUCAAGACCGACUUGAAAACUUAUAUUUGCAAACACGCAGUUGGAAUUAUGAUGCAUUUUGGUUUUUAUGUAGUAUCGGAUUCAGAAAAACUAGAUGAUUUAGGUAAACGACGCAGACGUCCAAAAAAGGCAACAUCAGCUUUAUGUCGCUAA
This is a messenger RNA of Didymodactylos carnosus, 480 nucleotides long. Lineage: Eukaryota; Metazoa; Rotifera; Eurotatoria; Philodinida; Philodinidae. The record is from the annotation of a GenBank genome assembly.